Molecule: messenger RNA, 3812 nt
Organism: Poecilia latipinna (sailfin molly)
Lineage: Eukaryota; Metazoa; Chordata; Actinopteri; Cyprinodontiformes; Poeciliidae
Gene: grin2ca
Product: glutamate receptor, ionotropic, N-methyl D-aspartate 2Ca
Exons: 9
Coding region: 99-3173 (1024 amino acids)
Biological process (GO): monoatomic ion transport
Cellular component (GO): membrane
Molecular function (GO): ligand-gated monoatomic ion channel activity; signaling receptor activity
Source: RefSeq, a predicted model, not a curated record
GCUGAGUACUAUGAGUGCCAUCUGUUUGGUGCAGUGUUUCACUGCCUCCUGCUGAUUCACCCUUCUUGUCUUCACUCCUUCAGGUGGGGACGUAUGAGAUGGGAAUCCUGCAGAUGAGAUACCCGGUGUGGCCGCGGUUUGGCUCCUAUCUACAGCCGGUGUCAGAUUACAGACACCUGACUGUGGCUACACUGGAGGAGCGGCCCUUUGUUAUUGUGGAGGCAGUGGACCCUGUGACUGGUACUUGUGUUAGCAACACUGUACCCUGCCGACGACAGUCCAACAAGACAGAGGCUAUUGUGGGUCACACUGAGCCAUACACCAAGCUGUGCUGUAAAGGUUUCUGCAUUGACAUUCUGAAGAAACUCUCACGCACCAUCAAGUUCUCCUACGACCUUUACCUGGUCACCAACGGCAAGCACGGCAAGCUGGUCAGAGGCAUCUGGAACGGGAUGAUCGGAGAGGUGUUCUACAAACGAGCGGACAUGGCUAUCGGCUCACUGACCAUAAACGAAGAGCGUUCAGAGAUCAUUGAUUUUUCUGUGCCAUUUGUUGAGACGGGAAUAAGUGUGAUGGUGGCUAGAAGUAACGGGACUGUCUCUCCAUCAGCUUUUUUAGAACCAUACAGUCCAGCAGUCUGGGUCAUGAUGUUCGUCAUGUGUCUGACAGUUGUGGCCAUCACAGUGUUCGUCUUUGAAUACUGCAGUCCAGUUGGGUACAACCGCAGCUUGGUCAGUGCCAAAGAUCCCGGAGGGCCCACAUUCACUAUUGGAAAAUCAGUUUGGCUACUGUGGGGAAUCGUCUUCAACAAUUCGGUUCCUAUUGAGAAUCCAAAGGGCACCACCAGUAAGAUCAUGGUUCUGGUCUGGGCUUUCUUUGCUGUCAUCUUCCUGGCUUCGUACACAGCCAAUCUGGCUGCCUUUAUGAUCCAGGAGCAAUACAUCGACACCGUUUCUGGACUGAGUGACAAAAAGUUUCAAAAGCCACAGGAGCAGUAUCCUCCGUUCCGCUUUGGUACAGUCCCAAAUGGCAGCACAGAGCGCAACAUAAGGAGUAACUACCCCGAGAUGCACUCCCACAUGGUCAAAUACAACCAAAAAGGAGUAGAGGAUGCUCUCAACAGCCUUAAAACAGGGAAACUGGAUGCCUUUAUCUAUGAUGCUGCUGUGCUGAAUUACAUGGCUGGCAAAGACGAAGGAUGCAAACUGGUCACCAUUGGCAGCGGGAAAGUGUUUGCUACUACUGGUUAUGGAAUUGCUCUGCAGAAGGAUUCACGCUGGAAGCGCCCCAUCGACCUUGCCCUGCUGCAGUUCCUGGCUGAUGGUGACACCCAAAAGUUGCAAACCGUCUGGCUCACAGGUAUCUGUCGUAACGAAAAGAAAGAAGUCAUGAGCAGUAAGCUGGACAUCGACAACAUGGCCGGAGUUUUUUACAUGCUGCUUGUCGCCAUGGGCCUAAGCCUACUGGUGUUUGCCUGGGAACAUCUGCUCUACUGGAAACUUCGCCAUUCAGUUCGCAAAUCAGACCGACUGGACUUUCUCCUGGCUAUCAGCAGAGGCAUCUACAGCUGCUUUAACGGAGUAGAGCAAACUGAUCACAAUGGGAGCCUGCAGAGUCCAGACGUCACCACCAACUACACUCAAGCCAACAUGCUUAAGAUGCUGAGGACAGCCAAGGACAUGGUGUCCUCUGCCAGAGUUGAGAACUCUCUCGAUAGCGCCACCAAAACAAUAGAAAACUGGAGCAGACGUGGAGCCGACAAUGUGCGAGCUGGCCUUCCUCCCAGAGUUACAACCACAGAUGUGACCCACGGCCGGCUACCCUACAUCUCCAGUAUAACAGACAAUCAUUCCCCCUACCCUCAGAGGGCCAUUACACCAACGUUCCCAGUUCAUUACGGGGACACAUCCACCCAGCCCCUUCUAGAGAAGCCCAGGGUGGUAACCCGACCCACUCCUCUUCGGUACACUCUGCCUACACGCAGCAGUCAGCAUCUGUUGGAGAGAACUUUGCCCAUUUCCAGCCUCAGCAGCCCACACAUUGCCAUGAGAGAUCCAACUCCCUCUGGAACGUCCAAUCCCCACCACAGCAGCAGGCUGUAUGUGGAAAACCAGGGCCGGCACCCAGCAUCCCCUUUUGUUUCCUACAGGGAGUUCCAGGUACCUGACAUUUACGUGGAGCACAAGGGACCCCUCCACAGGAAGUUCAGCUACCCCCCAGACUGUGUAAGCCGGAGACGGAGGUCUUUCAGCUAUCUGUUUAAUAAUCCAGAGCCAAGAGUGAGAGUCGACUACGAUGAACCACGGUCUUGCUUUGCUGAGUUGAGAGCUAAUCACCUCCUAAACAACCAGGUCCCUGAUGGUAUGGCAAUGGCCUGCACUCCAGGACACUACCCCGGCAGCAGCACCAGCUGCAACUCCUGCAUGAAGUCUUACCUGGAGCCAGAAAUGGACGAAAUCCCCCUCUUAGGAAAGGACAAGUUAAAUCGACGAGCCUCAUUUCUUAAAGCCACGUGGGGCAAUGAUAGAAUCCGUCAGGUAGAUGAAACAAAGCCUUCCACAUCCACAGCUCCUUCCACCCGAACAGACAUGCCUGAUUUGUUUCCACAGGUGGUGGGGCCGAAUCCAAAGCCUCACAGGCUGUAUGGCAGUUUGGGGCACAACCUGUCCUGUUACCCACUGGCCGCUGAGCCAGCCUACUUAGACCCAGCCCAUAUGGGUUCUUACCCCUACAAGCAAAAGAUAAAGUACGCUGACUCUACCCGGCUGCCCUCUUACAGGGAAGCUAUCCUACAGAACGCCGCUGCACUGCGCCGCUCCUCCUCUACGGUGGUGCACAGACAUUAUUCCACCUACCUGAAUUCGUACACAGAUUUACCAGUGUAUGUGGGGCCUCUCCCACAAGGACCGUCCCAGUUCUACAACAGCUCAAAGGACAUGUGCCACUUGUUUCCAUGUACCAGCCACUGCCCAGAAAACACAGCAAUGCUCCCUAGAAUGACGGACAGACCAGUGGCUUACCACAACAUGUUUGGGCCUUAUGAUGGCACAAAGCGAGAGGACUUGGGUUCAGGGAGCCGAGAUCGGAGGCAAGUCCUUGUGGCGCGAAGAGUCAACAGUCCUUAUGUGCCAAAGCCCUGGGGCAGGGUCUCCAGUCUGGAGUCUGAGGUCUGAACCACUCUCCUUGUUAGGCCAACUGACUUGCGUCCCUCUGAGGAGGAAUAUGUCUGGAGGUUCUUCCUUGAGCUUUCAGUCAAAGCAAAAAUGAAACCCUACACCUACAGUGUACUUGAGAGAGGUUCCUCUCAAUUAUCAGUGCAAUAAUAUCUUGGGCAGCAAAAAGUAAAAAUAUAGCCUAAAAAGCUGGGACUUUGUAAGCCAGAUAUAUUGAAUUACUAAAAGAAAUGGAAAUAUUGAAAAGUAUUUAAUGCAUAAGAAUUUAACCUGUGGAUGGUUGUUUAAAAGGAUUUAAUUUAUGUUACUAGAUGAAAUCUUUUGGGAGAUGAUAUACUAUAGUCUCUCAAAUUCUCAGUCUGAUUACAACUUGAGAUAUUUCUGUAUUUUUCUUUCCGACAUCAUUUCAGUACCCAUGUUUAAAGGCAAAGCAUAAAGAUAAUUUUGUUAUUCAAGAACUGAUAUGUCUUCCGUAAAUUUUCUAAGUCUACAACACUGGGUGCACCAAGACUUUCAGAUCAUCAAUGUAAUGUUGCUGCACUUUUAAAGCAAGGGAAAAGCAUAUUAAGUAUCAUGUGUAUUUCCAUUGUUACCAUACCCUUUAAUAAACAAGGCAAGUAAAGAGCCAUCUGGAAUCUU